Molecule: messenger RNA, 354 nt
Organism: Fusarium vanettenii 77-13-4
Lineage: Eukaryota; Fungi; Ascomycota; Sordariomycetes; Hypocreales; Nectriaceae
Exons: 2
Coding region: 1-354 (117 amino acids)
Biological process (GO): regulation of mRNA splicing, via spliceosome
Cellular component (GO): nucleus
Molecular function (GO): mRNA binding
Source: RefSeq, a predicted model, not a curated record
AUGACGAGCGAGCGACUUGAUGUCUACGUGGUAAUCUUUCGUGUUGACGAGAUCACAAAACAACUACAUGCCAAUCAACUCAAUCCGACUAAUAGACCCCGACCAUCGGAAAGGUCUACCUCCCAGUUACCGACUGUCAACUUCAUCGCCCAGAUCCUCGGCUCACGGGGCAGUAGCCUCAAGACGAUGAAUGCUGAACCCGGUGCCAACAUUAUCGUCCGCGGCAGGGUCCCUGACAAGGAAGGCAGAGGAAGGGCAAACCUGAAGACUGCUGACUAUGAUAGGGAGCUACUUCAUUGCCUCAUCGCCGCGAACUCCCAGCACAAGGCUAACGAGACCAAUAAGCGCAUCUAG